CUAGUCAUAGAAGUGACCAAUGGGCCAAGAAGGUGGUCGAGUGACAACCACGGACUGAUAGGCUGAGUAGACUGAAGACAUCGUCAGUCGCGGGAGGCUAAUGGAUGUAAGAAGCAAGUCAUUCAACGUUAAGGGCUAAGGGAGAGGCCUUUGUCAGCAGUGGACAUCUUUUAGCCAAUAUGAUGAUAAUUAUAAACAUGAUAAAUACGUUUAUCAAUAUUAAUAAGCGUCAGUGUCAGCAAAUCUUUCAAACAAUCAGAAUCCUUGUUAAACGAUAAACCAAUGUCUGAUAAUAAUUACAAAUCUAGAGCAGAUGACGCUGACGAAGAAUGGGACGAGAAUAUUAUAGCAGACAGCGAAGCUAUAGAUAAUGCAUUAGAUAAAAUGUUAGCUAAUAAGAAACUGGUAGUUAAAUUCAAACAAAAAAAACCUGAAAAUGAUAAUAUUAAAGUCAUGCAUGCCGUCGAAGACCGUGAGCACAACAACGAAAGCAUAACUCCUAUAAAUGAUUACGAAUCUAUGCACGUUAGUUAUCCAUAUCGUAUUCCGAAUGAAUCUCCUGAAGAAGCCAAUCAAGUAAAUAUGAUAGAUAAACGAGACAUGGAAGUCAAAAAGAUAUAUUCGUUAGAUGGAAAAGAUCAUGCAGGUGUAAUAUCUGAAUCUCAUGAAACACCUGAAUUAAUAAUGGUCACUAAGAUUUUUAAUAAGAAGGUAAUUAAAAAGCCUAUUUUGCGCAACGAACAUGUGUUGAAGAAUAAAAAUCUAUGCCCAUAUAAAGAUAAAUCGGAGAUGAAACCUCAAUCACGUGAAGGUAAUACUUACAAACACGUUUUACACAAGAAAAACAAGCGAGAAUCCAAAAAAGUUCCAAAACAGGCAGAAAUAACAGAUGAUGAAGACAGUAAUUACGAAAAAAAAUUAAAUAAACAUUACAAAACUCAACUAAAAGAGAGGGAGAUAGUUAAAAAAGCUGCUCCACAUAGAAAUGCCGAUGAUGACUCGCUUUCUACAGAAAACAACGCAUAUAAAAAGAAACAAGAAGCAAAAAUCAAAUUGAAGACGACAACGACGAAGAUUAAAAAGCAUAGAAAAAAACAUAAAAAGCCUAAACGUGUACAUAAAAAAAAGAAAGAAAAGAAAACAAAGAAAACUGUAACUAAGAGAGACACGCUUAGAAAUGGCGAUAAUGAUUUGUUGUCUUAUAGUUUAAAAAAGCCAAAAGUUUUGGACACGGUUGAAAUAAAAAUAGCUAAUCCAAUUCACAGCGUGAAACACCCAAAGCGGGGGAAAAAACAUGUCAAUGUUAACGAUGGAACAGUGACAGAGCGUAAUCAUAAAACAACACACAAAGUAAAAAAGAUACACAUUUCUUCAAAACUUCCGACUCAUAAAUAUAAAAUAAAGCACAAGGACGUAGAAAGAAAUGAAUCUGUUGAAGUACAUUCCAACGUUCGUGAUGAAAGUCACGAAUCUUCUGCAGCUAAAAGUAUUCCUUGGGAGAAUUCUGAAAACAUAGACCCAGCUGAUUUGACUCGUACAAAUCACGAGAAAAAAGAUUUAAAUUCUUACGAAGAACUGUUAAAGGAGAAUGACAUUAUAUCACAUCCGAAAUUACCAUUUUACCUAUCAACUAUAAAACUCACCUCACAGAAGAAAAAGUAUACAAAAAAAUACUCUGUACAUUUGACUACUACAAUCCAAGAAAAAACAACUACGAGACAAGAAAAAUUGCCUUUACGACAUAUAGACAACGAAAAUCAGCAAAACAAGAAUUAUGAAAUCGAUAUGAAUGCAACACUCCACGAGUUGGCAUCAUCAAAAAUGCUAGACCAAUUAACAGAAAAAAUUGCCACCCAGAUGCUACAGAAACUGCAAAAACGAUUAGAAGAUAAUGGAUUAAGAGCUCUUGGAAUACCAGACCAUGACAAUGAAACGGUGGAACAGAUAGAAAUACUAUUUAAUAACGACGGCAGCAUGCAGGUUAUGAAUAAUAAAAGAGAUGACGUCAAUGGUACAAUGCUAUACUUUGAAAAUUUUAAUGCGAAAAGAAUGCGUCCUGCAAACUAUUGACCAUAGCUAGUCAAGUUUAUUGUUAUACUCAAACAACAACUGUGGCACCUGGCUACUUUAUAGUUACACGCAGAAUAC
Messenger RNA from Spodoptera litura, 2148 nucleotides. Lineage: Eukaryota; Metazoa; Arthropoda; Insecta; Lepidoptera; Noctuidae. The record is from RefSeq and is a predicted model, not a curated record.